AUGGACCAAGAUGUGAAAAAGAAGUUGAAGGGAUUGGAUGGAACUGCAGUGCCAGUUGGGUACGACAGUCUCAAGGAUACCGGGCACCCAGUCCUUGAGGCAUCAAAAAGUUUGGAACAAAAUAUUGAUGGUUUGACAGAUGGCAGUGAUGGCAACACUAAAGAAGACAACCACCACACUCUAAGGAACAAUGGGUCUGGAGGCAUGCGAUUUGCUGAUAAUGAUGUGAAAGUCCAUACUCAAGUCAGGCCUACAACUAAUGGGGAAGUGAAUGAGAAUUCCACAAAUGCUUCUGGUACAGGACCUCCUGCUGGUUUUUUGGGAGUAUCUCUUCGUUCCCCAUAUGAGAAAAUUGGAAUUAGCACAGCUUUUGUCGCUCCUUCCGCUGGUGCAGGGUUGCCUUUUGAUGCAAUGGUUCUGGAUGAAAGGCAGGUCAAACGAGAGAAAAGGAAGCAGGCUAACAGAGAAUCUGCAAGGAGAUCUAGGUUGAGGAAGCAGGCUGAAUAUGAGGAACUGGUGAGGACAUUUGAAUCGUUAAACACGGAGAAAAUGGCCCUUAAAUCUAAACUAGAAGAACUGAAAGGGGAUUCAGAGAAAUUGAGGCUUGAAAAUGCCACAUUAAUGGAGAAGCUGAAACAUGCACAGGUAGUGCCGAAAGGAGGGAUUGCUUCAGUUGAGAUUGAAGUAGACUUGGACCUGCCAACUGGUACCGAGAACAUACUUAGCAAUCUGGGUUCUGUAAGCAGGAAUGCUCAGCUGGAUUGUGAGGCACAUGAAAGUUCUAUGUCUGAAACUAAGCUCCAUGCUGUUGCUGCUAGAUGA
Molecule: messenger RNA, 822 nt
Organism: Prunus armeniaca (apricot)
Lineage: Eukaryota; Viridiplantae; Streptophyta; Magnoliopsida; Rosales; Rosaceae
Source: the annotation of a GenBank genome assembly